This is a messenger RNA of Trichomonas vaginalis G3, 1563 nucleotides long. Its product is annotated as ribonuclease inhibitor domain-containing protein. The coding region runs from base 1 to 1563 and encodes 520 amino acids. The record is from RefSeq and is a predicted model, not a curated record. The transcript has a single exon. NCBI's taxonomy places the organism in Eukaryota, Parabasalia, Trichomonadida, Trichomonadidae.
AUGCUUGGAAAUGAGGUUAAAACAAUUACAUCAGGAUGUUUUAAAAAUGCUAAUAUAUCAAGUAUAAUAUUUCCAGAAGGAUUAUUGUCAAUAGACUAUACAGCUUUUGCAAAUUGUAAUAAUCUCAGAGCUGUAACAAUUCCAAGUUCAGUGAAUUCUCUAGGAGGUCAAUGCUUUCCAUCACAGACUGUUAUAACUUUUGCAGAUGGAUCCCCUUUUCUCCAGGAUGACCAGGGAUUGAUUUAUAAUUCUCCAACAAUGCUUGUUUUGUAUUUGAGUGAACGAGAUUCGUACACAAUUCCAUCAAUCGUUGAAACAAUACAUAAUAGCGUUUUCAGCGGUAACAACAUAUUAAAAACAAUUAUUUUUGAAGAAGAAUCAAAACUCAAAGCAAUAAAUGAUUAUGCAUUUAGAGGCUGCAUAAAUCUAACAAACAUCGAUAUUCCAAAUUCUGUAAUCAGAAUUGAAACUUAUGCAUUUGCUGGUUGUACUUCUCUGAAAAAAAUUUCAUUUGGAUUUAAAUUAAAAGACAUUUAUUAUCGAGCGUUUGAAGAUUGCUCAAGCUUAGAAUCAAUUGAAUUUUCUUGUUGGGAAAAUGUAACAAUUAGAAUUGAAGCAUUCAAAAACUGUAAUAAUCUCAAGAAUAUUAUUUUCAGAAAUAAUAUAACAGGAAUUCAGAAUUCAUGUUUCUUGAAUUGUUUAUCGUUGAGAGAGAUUGUUUUCCCAUCUUCGUUAGAGAAAAUUGAUAGAUAUGCAUUCAGUAACACAGGAAUAACGAACAUAACUUUCCCAACAGACUCUAAACUGACAUUUAUUGACAUGCGCUGUUUCAGUAAUUGUGUUAAUCUUUCACAUAUCGCACUUCCUCCUUCAGUCAAACAGAUUGGAUCUAACUGCUUUGAGAAUACGAACAUCACAACAUUCACAGUUCCAAAUCACACCGAGUACAUGUCAGACUACGUCUUUAAAGGAUGCACAAAUCUCGUCAAGUUCACAAUUCCAUCAGACUGCUCUUUGCAAAAUAUCGGCAACUUGUUCUUCGAUGGAUGUUCGUCUCUCUCUGUCAUCGAAUGCCCACGAGGUGACUACUUCACAGUUGAUGUCGGUGCUCUUUACAACAAAUCAGAAACAGUCCUCUUCUGCUUCCCUCCAGGGUCAGAGAUCAAGUUCUUCAAUGUCCCACAGACACUUCGUACUAUAUCAUCAGGCGCAUUCAUUAGAUGCAAAAAUCUGAUCAGCAUUUCCAUCCCAGACGACUCCGUUCGGAGCAUCAAACAAUAUGCGUUCGCAAAUUGCUCUUCAUUGAUAUCGAUCAACAUCCCUAUAUGCGUCAAGAACGUAGAAAAUUCUAUCUUCUUCGGAUGCAAUCAUCUGAGAUGUGGUGUCAUCAUCGAGAACAGGACAGUCUCUUUCAUUCGGAAAAUCAUAUCUGAAUGGCUUCUUAACCCUAAGGCAAUUUACUCAUGUGACUUCCUUACAUGCCAAUGCAGAAUCAUCAACACAAAAAUCACACAAUCACUUCUCUAUGCAUUCACUGUUAUUCUAUACAUUGGAAUGUUAUAA